Messenger RNA from Vespa velutina, 3165 nucleotides. It is a transcript of the gene Rsph3, whose product is annotated as flagellar radial spoke protein 3. Bases 799 to 2766 code for a protein of 655 amino acids. The transcript has 9 exons. Gene Ontology annotation, cellular component: cilium. Lineage: Eukaryota; Metazoa; Arthropoda; Insecta; Hymenoptera; Vespidae. The record is from RefSeq and is a predicted model, not a curated record.
CGUUUAGGUAAGUCGCGAAGAAAACGCAGGAGAAUUCAUACGAAUUAAUUCUAAGUUUUCACGCGUAUUUACGCAUAUAUACAUAUACAUAUACAUAUACAUAUACGUAUACGUAUACAUACAUACAUAGAGUCAUCCCUCUCAGGCAUGCGCAACGUUAACGGCUGGUCAGCGUUAUUGAGUGGCCGCCGAGCGUUAAAAGCAUAUAUAGCAAUAUAUGUAGUAUAUACGUAUAUGAACAACCCCCCACUAUUCGCCGUCUAUAUCGUUCGAUUCUAAGGACAUUGUCCAGUCUCUGAACUCUCACGAACGAUUUCAAGCCGGUCAGUAUCGGCGCGAACCUUGGCUGAGAUACUUUUCUUAUUCUUUUUCUCUCGGUGAGCAUUUGUGUCUUCUCGUUUAUCAAGAAAUAUUAGAGAUUUUUUCAUGGAAAAGAAAAGAAACUAAAGAAAGUAUUAUCGUAGCCGAUACAUUUGAAUUAUAGACGAGGUUGAUACAGCGUAGGAAGUCGAGCUUAUACAACAGACUUCUGUAUUGAGUCUUCUUUCGUUUGAAACCUUAGCUUUUCUGGUAGGGAGAGAGAGAGAGGGAGAGAGAGAGAGAGAGAGAGAGAGAGAGAACAUAACGGUAAACCAAUGAGUAAUAAAAAUAAAGAUCAUUUUGAAAAUCAUCGAAUUCCUGCGACGUCUCGAAGGGAGAGGACAUUGAUUUUCUAAUUUAAAGUCCGCCGAAAGGACAAUGCGUCCUGCAUACGUCGAGACACGAGGAUGAAGAGCACGAAUUAGUGAUCUCUUCGCCAUGCCAACUGGAAUUUCAUCAAUGUUGACGCCAACCGCGAACGUUGGAUCGUUUAAUAAUGAGGGAAAAAAUUCGGGAGCUUUUACGAUCCUUCAAAGAGACGGUUUAGACUCGAGCUUACCUCUCUUACAUGUCAACGACGACGAAGAGACGUAUUCAGUUUCGAAACUGACUAGAGUGGAGAACGUAAAGAACGAUCUGUAUGCUCGUAGACGUCUCUGUAAGUCAAACGAGCAUUUGCUUUUGGCGAGUCUCCAAUGUAAUCAGGCUAAUCCGUUACGGAAGAAACAGUAUACGAAGAGUCAGAACGAUCUCGAGGACGAAGAGAAACGUCGGAGGAGGGAAAACAAGGAGGAAAAUGUGGAGAACGAAGAAAAGAAAGGACAAAGAACUAGUAUUCCUCUUUCAACGGAAGAUUUCAACGAGGUACUCAAUGCUAAAUUGAGGAAGAUCCAAGAGGACGAGGAAUCUAUGCAAAAGUAUCGAGACUCGAGAAAGAACGAGUCGAAUUCUCAGCAACGAAGAAAACCGUUCAUCACCACGGUUAAGUGCGGAGAGUUUCUAAUGCCACCACCGGAAGUAGCAGCACUUCUUGGCAUCGGUCCGAUCACGAACACUCAGGAUAUUGUCGGAAGAACAAUAGGUGGUAUUCCUCAGGGUGAGGUAAUUGAUAAUUGGCAAGGUCCUUCCCGUUCCAAAUUGAGACCUCUGGUGUCAUUCGGCAAGAAACCAGAAGUGCGUCAUAGCAAACAUAAGGCGAGAUGUCAAGCGGCAGCCCUCAAGGCCACCGUUGAUUUCGCACUUGACAAGACCAAUGCGACUACCCUGGCCUCCUAUUCUUGCUCCGAGGAACAUGCUAGGAGAAACAGGAGGUCUCCGAUCAGAGUGGACGGGCUAUUACCAACGACGCCGCGAGGUUUACCGACAAAGUUGGAACCGAUCAAGGGCGCGAUGCUGAAUAAGCUGCCUGGCCUUCGCGGCUGUGAUCAAACGAUUCCUUUCGGGAAUAUCAUGUACGAUCGCCGAGUAAUCCGUGGGAGCACCUUUGCAGUCCCUCCUGCCCUAAUCGAUGGAGAACAAUCGAUAGCGGCAAGGCAAGCGGAAGCAAGAAGAAGGCAUCUGGCAAGAAAAAGGGCGCAAGCUCAAAUUUGCAAAGUUAUAAGAUCGGGCUCGCCACCACCAGUCGCUGGCCGGAAGCACGAACCGGUCCAAACUGAAUUUUAUCUCGAGGAACUAUUUGAGAAACCGGACGAAUUCGAGGUCAGCACACAAACCGAUUAUUUUUUGGAUCGACCGGCUACGCCUAAGUACUGUCCUGCAAAAACCGGCGAGGAUGUCUCUACACAAAUUGAACCAGGAGACCUCUUCGACUUCGAUCUCGAAGUACAGCCUAUUCUUGAAGUAAUCGUUGGUAAGACUAUCGAGCAAGCUUUGAUCGAGGUCUUAGAGGAGGAAGAAAUUGCGGCUCUACGUGAACAACAAAGAAGAUUCCGAGAAUUGCGAGCUGCUGAAAGAGCCGAGGCAAAGAGAUUGAAAGAACAAGAGAGAAGACUUCGAGAAGAGAAAGAUUUCUGCUUGAGGCAGCACGAGGAAGCAGUGAAAAUUCAAAAAGAAACAGAAGAUCGCGUCGCCGUUGCCGUAUUACUUACUGGAUAUAUCGCCGAACUUUUGCCGGCCGUUCUAGAAGGUUUAAAAAUGUCUGGAUUCCUUCUGGACGAAAUUAAAGCAGAUGUCGAAGAAGGUUUCAUGCCAUGGUUGAUGAAAGAAGUUAAAAAGGAGAUGGGUAACAUGAUCGAAAGCAGAGAGUUGCUAAUGGAAAUCAUCAAAGAAAUAUUGGAGAACAGGGCCGAAACGUAUAGAAAAUUAGGCGAGGAGUACGACGCUUCCAGAAGAAGAAUAUCCGAUGAUCAUUUAGAAGAUGGUGGUCGAGAUAUAGAUUUUCUUAAUUACGAACCACCUUUCUUGUAGAAAAACGAUCUUAUUCGAACGAUAAAUUGUCGAUCGUUUCUUUUUAUUGGAUUAUAAUCAAAACCAACAGAAGCAUAUAAUUAUAUGAACAAAAAUCAAGAUCUGUUUCGACGUUCUGUACCUAUCGAAUAUCAUAGUUAAGAUAUAUGAACGAAACAGCUAGAAUUUCUAUUGUGAAAAGAGGUGUGUGUGUGUGUGUGUGUGCGUGUGUGUGUGUGCGUGCGUGCGUGCUCUGAUUAAAUACUCAAAAGGACUCGACCUUGUUGUCAUACUCGUUGAUUGUACACUUUGUUCGAGGUAUCUUACUUAAUUUUGGAUUUAGAGGCAUUCGCUAGCGCUGGAUCUAUCUCUUGCCCUUCGUAUAAGAAUGUAGCUUCUUUUAUUAAACAGUGUACGAUA